This is a messenger RNA of Sesamum indicum (sesame), 2141 nucleotides long. It is a transcript of the gene PTR5, whose product is annotated as peptide transporter 5. The record is from RefSeq and is a predicted model, not a curated record. Gene Ontology annotation, cellular component: membrane. Gene Ontology annotation, molecular function: transmembrane transporter activity. Lineage: Eukaryota; Viridiplantae; Streptophyta; Magnoliopsida; Lamiales; Pedaliaceae. Gene Ontology annotation, biological process: oligopeptide transport; transmembrane transport.
CCAAACCAUCGUAGUCUAUCAGAACUCAGAAGUAGCAGUAGUAGUAGCGUCCAUAACCAUAACUGCUAAUAUACAUGUGUUAUGCUCUGUCGAGAUCUCAUUCUUGAUCGAAUUGGCCCCUAACCCUAACUAGGGCGAAUUCAGGGACUCUUUUCUCUGUCUUGAUUUCUUGCAUGCAAUUUACUCGGACCCCUUAUAUUUUCUAGUGAGUAUGGAUGCGGCUAUCUUGUGUGGUAACAGUCUGUUUGCUUAGGCUUGUCGUUAGAUAGAGAAGCUUAAGAAAAGCUAUUGCUGCAAUGGGCGAAGAGGAUACCUAUACCAGAGAUGGAACAGUGAACAUCCAUAAAAAACCUGCUAAUAAGUUGAAAACUGGAAAUUGGAAGGCUUGUCGCUUCAUUCUUGUGACCGAGUGCUGUGAGAGGUUGGCAUACUAUGGCAUGAGCACCAAUUUGGUAAACUAUCUUAAGAUACGUCUCAACCAAGAGAAUGCAACUGCAUCAAACAAUGUAACAAAUUGGUCAGGAACGUGCUAUAUUACACCACUGAUUGGAGCGUUUCUAGCUGAUUCUUACCUGGGACGAUAUUGGACCAUUGCGUCUUUUUGUACAGUCUAUGUUAUUGGAAUGACACUCUUGACAUUAUCUGCUUCAGUUCACGGGCUAAAACCAGAAUGCGACAAGAAUGGUUGUCACCCUACAACAUCACAGACAGCAAUCUGCUUUUUGGCUCUCUACUUGGUUGCACUUGGAACUGGUGGGAUAAAACCAUGUGUCUCCUCAUUUGGUGCGGAUCAGUUUGAUGAUAAUGAUGAGAAAGAGAAGAAAAGGAAGAGCUCUUUCUUCAACUGGUUUUAUCUCUCAAUAAAUAUCGGUGCUCUUAUUGCUUCGUCAGUUCUGGUGUGGAUACAGAUGAAUGUGGGCUGGAGUUGGGGAUUUGGGAUUCCAGCCGUUGCUAUGGCUAUUGCUGUUGCAUUUUUCUUCUUUGGAAGUCGUCUGUAUCGGAUCCAAAGACCAGGAGGGAGUCCCCUGACACGAAUUGUUCAGGUGUUGGUUGCAUCACUGAGAAAAUUUAAUGUAAAAGUUCCAGCUGAUAAGUCUCUUCUCUAUGAAACUACUGAUAGUGGAUCUGACAUCCAAGGAUGCCGCAAGCUUGAGCACACAGAGAAAUUCAGGUUCCUCGACAGAGCUGCAGUACAGACAGAACCUAUCAAUGUCAAGGGGGUUGUUAAUCCAUGGAGACUCUGCACAGUUACCCAAGUUGAGGAAUUCAAGUCAAUAAUCCGACUACUACCCAUUUGGGCUACCGGGAUAGUAUUCUCUACCGUAUACAGUCAGAUGAGCACAAUGUUUGUUUUGCAAGGCGACACCAUGGACCAGCACAUAGGUUCCAAAUUCAAGAUCCCAUCUGCAUCCCUUUCACUCUUUGAUACUCUAAGUGUCAUCUUCUGGGCACCCGUAUAUGACCUAGUCAUCAUCCGCAUAGCAAGAAAGUACACCGGACAUGAGAGAGGAUUCACACAGCUCCAGAGAAUGGGAAUCGGCCUAGUCAUCUCAAUUUUUGCCAUGAUAGUUGCCGGUGUGCUGGAGGUCUUUAGGCUCAACUAUGUGAGGAGGAACAACUACUAUGAUCUCGAGAUCAUCCCUAUCUCCAUAUUCUGGCAAGUUCCGCAGUAUUUUCUGGUUGGAUGUGCAGAAGUUUUCACAUUCAUCGGACAACUGGAGUUCUUCUAUGACCAAGCGCCAGAUGGUAUGAGAAGCUUGUGCUCAGCUCUUUCGCUCACGACUACCGCUUUGGGUAAUUACUUGAGUACACUGCUGGUAACGAUUGUGACUACAGUGACAACGAGACACGGGAAGCUAGGAUGGAUUCCGGAUAAUUUGAACAAAGGGCACCUUGAUUACUUCUACUGGCUCUUGGCCGUCCUUAGUUUUAUCAACUUCUUGGCUUAUGUGUUGAUUGCAAAAUGGUACACCUACAAGAAAGUGGCUGUAACCUCGAUGGCUCAGAGCAAGAUUGAGGAUUGAGUCUGCUAAGUUUUCAAUGUUUAUUCUUGUUUCUAGUAAAGUACAUUAAGGUUCUUGUAAAUACUGCAUGCAGAUGAUGGGAAACUACUGCUCAAAACACGUAUGCUCUUUGUCCUC